CAAAUAUUGGCAUGUAGCAACUAGAAGAGGGACUAAAACCUCAAUUUUCUAAAACCCAAACCCAAGAAGAUUCUAAAAGCGAACUCUUUAUUUAAGGAAUCUGCAAUAUCUUUGUGAGUUUAGGCGUCAGCCGUGCUGGGGAAGCUGCAAUAUCUUUGUAUUAUCUGGGUUCAAUUUGUGUGGUGUUUAUGCUGUAUGGGUAGAAUUUAGAACUGAAUUGUAGUGAAUUUAUCUGGGUUUUGAUUAAUUAUGGAUUUAAACGAAGUACCCAGUGAUCAAAUGGUAAACAGAGUGAAAAUUGAGGAGAAAAAGGUGGUGAAUUUUAAUGGUGUAGUAAAUAAAGAAUUGCAAGAUUCUAAAAUCAAGCAUACUGGGAUAGAAGAGGAGAUUUUCGCCUUUGAAUUAGAAAUUCAGAAUAAAGCCGCGAAUUUGGAAGCAAUUGAGGGUAAAAUUAGGGUUUUGGGAGGUGAGAAACUGAGAGUUGAAGAGGAAAUAAAGGUAUUGAGGAAGAAGAAGGCCGCGCUUGAAAGGGCGGUAGUGGAUGGUGAGUUUUCCUUGGAUGAGUGUAAGGUGGAGAGUGAGGAAGUGUUUAAUGUUGGUGAAUUGAUGGUUGAGAAUAAAGAUUCGGAAUGCGAGAAGAAUGUCAUUGUUCAGGAAGUGGAAGAUUGGAAGCGGAAAUGCAAGGAGUUGGAGUCACGCGUGCUUGAAUUGGAGGGAAGGUUUGCGUGUGAAGUCAAAGAUGGCAUCUCGAUUGGAAUACAGGGAGCUACUUCCAUGAAUUGUGAUGAUGUUUGUGCUCCAAGAUGUUUUGGUUCUUCAUCUCGUUUACCGGGUGCAAUACAUGUAGAUGUACUAAGGCCUAUGGAAGACACACCACCAGACAAACAAUCUGUACUUACUGAGGAUAUUCCAACUAAUAAAGGGCAUGUCAAGAGACGACUUGUUUAUCAAAUUGAGAGAACUUACAAUGAGAAAAUCGCUCCACUGACUCAGGCUGGACCAAGGCCUUCCUAUUCUGCUGUUAUUGAUAUAAAUGACAGUGAUAAUGAGUGUGAUGUCCAGGCUAGACACAGGCCUACUUCGCUGAGUGAGGGAAUGCCUCGUAUGAUGUCGGAUCAUGGUGUUCACCUAACAGAUGGAAUCAUGGAUGGGGUUCACUAUGGGGAAGAACAGAGUUGUGACAGGGGAAGUGCCCCUUCUAACAUGACCCCAAAGACUAAGAGAAAGCGAGACCUUAUGGUGUUUAUGAGUGAUGAUGAGUGUGAGGAUCACGAUUGUAUGCCCAGUAGACGAGCACUUAAAUUAGAGAACAGUGACAAUGAGGGUGAAGAAGUUGAUAUCACACCAAUAAGGCGAGUUCCGAACAGGGUUACUAGUGAUAGUGAGAAUGACGAUGAUGAUGAUAAUAUUCCAAUUAGUCAACUCAAGAGGAUUGGUGUUCGAGGUUCUAAUCAACCCGCUGGCGCUCUGAAUUCAACUCGUCCAAGGAGACGUCUGGUUAAGUAUGGACAAGGUGAACAAAAGAAUCCUGAUACCCUGACAACUGAAAAGGUUGCAGGCAUUGAUGAGUCAUCAGAAGAUGAGUCAGAUAGUAGUGUUAAGAGCUUAAGUAGUUUUAUUGUCGAUGACUCUGAUGAGGAUGUGGAAGAUGAUGAUAUGUCGAAAGAAGAUGAUGGAGAUGAUUCUUAUGAUCCCGAAGACAUGUCGGAUAGUAAUCUUGAUUUUGAAGACAUAAUCUCUAGACUUCAGAGUAGAAGACAUCCUGACUCUAAAUGGGUUCUGGAAGCUGAUAUGCUCUCUGAUUUUGGUAAAAAUCCUGAAUUAUGCAUGAGGGCUGUAUGUGCUCUUUAUCGCCAGCAAACAAAUGAGGAAAAGGCAUGCAAAGCAAGCCUCAUCCCUAAUGGACGAGGGUUUAGCAAAUUUGAUGCGACAAGGGGAUCGUUCUUAGGAGAUUUUCUAACUGACGGAGAUCCAAAUGGCGAUUUGGUGAAAUCUGUAGAGGAGUUGCAAGAGCAUGAUCCUUAUGGAGUUGAAGAAUGCCGCAAAUUAGCAACACACUAUUCUAAGCAACUGUUCAAUAUCUAUGAAAGUGGAGAAGAUCCUUUUUUCCCAUAAUCCCUUCUACUUCAAUCAUCGGCAUCUCUCUUAUGGUUUCCAGUGCUUCGGCUGAUUCUGUAGGUUUAAGUUUAUCAGCUGUCUUAGAGAUUGUGGAUUUUGUACUCUUGAUCCUUGCCAAACUGACCUAGUAUUUUGCGGCUUUUGAUCGUUGCCAACUGAUCCUGUGUAAAUCGGGAGAUCUGAUAUUAGAUAUUAAGUUAAAUCUGAACCAGUUAAUGUUUUAUAAGUAUGACUAGGAGUAGUUUCAUUUCCAGGGUAAACCUGUGUAAAUCAUGAGAUUUAACAGUAGUACAAUUCUGUGUAUAUUUUGGACGAUGAAAAUCCCCUGUACUAUCUAUAUAUUACUAUACAUAGGUUUUCUACGCA
Molecule: messenger RNA, 2484 nt
Organism: Beta vulgaris subsp. vulgaris (sugar beet)
Lineage: Eukaryota; Viridiplantae; Streptophyta; Magnoliopsida; Caryophyllales; Amaranthaceae
Exons: 4
Coding region: 250-2115 (621 amino acids)
Source: RefSeq, a predicted model, not a curated record